Hyaloperonospora brassicae is the source of this 1161-nucleotide messenger RNA. Lineage: Eukaryota; Oomycota; Peronosporomycetes; Peronosporales; Peronosporaceae. The record is from the annotation of a GenBank genome assembly.
AUGACGACUGCUGAUGCACUGAAACUCCAGCUCGGCCCCUUCCGAGUGACGACGUCGAUCUUCCUCGUCAACGUCCUGCCGUUCAGAAGUCGAUGUGCCACAUACGUACUCCGCGUCGAGCGCCCGACCGUCUGCGGCGGUCGCAUCAAUGUAUCAAUUGGCCACCCCGACAUGCCCAUCAACCUCCUGCCACGUUCUGCGAAAGACUGUCGUAAACUGCGCUUCGCCAUCCGCUACGGCACGAGAGGAAAGACCAUCCGCUUUGUUGCACCAAACACGACCGUAUACGGCCACUGGAUCGCUGUUCUCGGGGAGGCCUUUGCCGGCAGUGCAAAAGCCGCCAAGCGAUCGAGCACCAACACGGCCAGCGACAUCGAUCGGGAUGGCUACAAUGAUGACACUGAUGAUCAGGAUGCAGUAGUUACUAGUGGCAGUGACUCAAUGUUUGGGCACUGUCGCUCGAUUGCAAAAGAUGUGCCGGUCACGGCUUCCACCUCUUGUCCCGAGCGUGACAACAUUGUCACGGACAUGGACAGUUGCAGCAGCAGCAGUACAACCGGCGGCAGUAAACAGACGCCGUACGUUUGGAGCGACGCAAUGUGUUCGGUAGUCGAGAAGCCACGAGGUGCGUAUCAUCGGACCGAUGUCUGCACUCGAGACGUAUCCAACACAGACACUGCAGUGGAGCGAGUGUCAGCUAUGACACCAGCGUUUAAGUCAGCGACUUUGACGUCACCUGAGAACGACUUCGGAAACAGCUGUGCUGCUACUAACGACUGCGAGACAACGCUCAGCUCUGCACAUGUACUGCCACAAGAUGCGCGUACACGUCGUCGCUCUCAGUCGGAUAGAGCUCACGACUGCUCGUCCGUGGAGCGGAUCCAGCGGACAGUCCAUGUUGUUUGCAGCUGUGACUUUGCGUCUGGUAUUCGUCACCUCGUCGUCGCACACUGCAACCGAUUGCAGCCCAGAGCUCUGGUGAGCGUCAUGCAGCCCUUCAUUAGGCGAUGGCUCGUUGUUUGCCAACAAUCUCUUGUCUUCAUUGGUGUCAAGUUGCGCUAUGGCCACCACGACGUCUUUUGCCGUACAUGUCUCUAUCUCUAUCGACGCUUUCGUUGCAGAGGUACUGACGCGCUCAAUGCGCACCUACCUGAGAAAUAG